CUCGCGCCUCUUUCUUCGCCUCUGUCAUUGCCAGCUCCAAAGCCAGAGAGCAGAGCAUCCAAGAACCACACUCGGCGCCGCGGCCAUGGCUUCCACCGCACUCUCCUCGGCCUUCUCCCUCCUGCGCGCCGCACCAGCCACCUCCUCCCUCCCCCGGUCACACCCUUUCGUCCACAUGAGCCGCGGCCGGCGCCCUUCCGUCGCCGUUGCGUGCACCACCACCACCGCCUCCCCAAAGGUGGUCGAGCUGGGGGACGCCAUCGCGGGGCUCACCCUGGAGGAGGCCCGUUUGCUGGUGGACCACCUGCAGGAGCGCCUCGGCGUGUCGGCGGCGUCGUUCGCCCCGGCCGCAGCCGUGGCCGCCGCACCGGCUGCCGCGGAGGCGGAGGCGCCGGCGGAGAAGACGGAGUUCGACGUGGUGAUCGAGGAGGUCCCGAGCAGCGCCCGCAUCGCGACCAUCAAGGUGGUGCGCGCGCUGACCAGCCUGGCGCUCAAGGAGGCCAAGGACCUCAUCGAGGGCCUGCCCAAGAAGCUCAAGGAGGCCGUCGGCAAGGACGAGGCAGAGGACGCCAAGAAGCAGCUCGAGGCCGUCGGCGCCAAGGUCACCAUCGCCUGAUCCUGGCAUUGCUGAGCUACUACUAGGACUUCCCAUAAUUUCCCCCAAAUUUUACCUUCUCCUCCAGAAGCCGUUUUGUGUAAUUGUAUCCGGUUGCAAGAUUCUGCGUCUUUCUACUCUGUUUAUUUUUCUUCA
Lolium perenne is the source of this 751-nucleotide messenger RNA. Its product is annotated as large ribosomal subunit protein bL12c. Gene Ontology annotation, cellular component: ribosome. Lineage: Eukaryota; Viridiplantae; Streptophyta; Magnoliopsida; Poales; Poaceae. The record is from RefSeq and is a predicted model, not a curated record. Gene Ontology annotation, biological process: translation. Gene Ontology annotation, molecular function: mRNA binding; structural constituent of ribosome.